Molecule: messenger RNA, 2362 nt
Organism: Antechinus flavipes (yellow-footed antechinus)
Lineage: Eukaryota; Metazoa; Chordata; Mammalia; Dasyuromorphia; Dasyuridae
Product: sodium-dependent phosphate transport protein 2B-like
Exons: 12
Coding region: 44-2038 (664 amino acids)
Biological process (GO): intracellular phosphate ion homeostasis; sodium-dependent phosphate transport
Cellular component (GO): vesicle; apical plasma membrane; brush border
Molecular function (GO): sodium:phosphate symporter activity
Source: RefSeq, a predicted model, not a curated record
UGUAGUUGAUGCAUAUUUUGUUUAAAAUUUCAUUAUUCAGACUAUGGCAACUCCACCUCUAUCUCAGUUGGAAAACACCCCCUCUGAUCCUAAGAAGAAUACUGAAGAUUCAAUAUAUCUGGAAAACAUACAGGAAGAUAAAGGAAGCCCCAGCAAUGAUGCCCGUUCUCCUAUAAGUAAGAUAGAACGUCUGUCAUCUUUUUGUGAAAUUUCAUUGAUGGAAGGGCCAGAGACUGAAGACCCAGUGGUGGAGCAAGAGCUGCAGAAUGUUCCCGAAUUUAGGGACUCGGGGAUCAAGUGGUCAGAGAGAGACACCACAGGGAAAAUAAUUGCUGUCUUCAGAGGGUUCGGAAAAGGGAUCCUCCUCCUGGGAUUUCUCUACUUCUUUGUAUGCUCCUUGGAUGUUCUCGGCAGCGCUUUCCAGCUGGUUGGAGGAAAAAUGGCUGGGAAGAUUUUCCAUGAUGGUUCAGUGUUGAACAACCCCGUGGCUGGCUUGAUGAUUGGCGUGCUGGUGACAGUGCUGGUGCAGAGUUCCAGCACAUCUACGUCCAUCGUUGUCAGCCUAGUAUCCUCUUCAUUGUUGACAGUAAAGGCAGCCAUUCCCAUUAUCAUGGGAGCCAAUAUUGGGACUUCAGUGACCAAUACUAUCGUGGCCCUCAUGGAGGCUGGAGACAGAAAUGAAUUCCGAAGGGCUUUUGCUGGAGCAACUGUCCAUGACUUCUUUAACUGGUUGUCAGUGCUGGUGCUGCUGCCCAUGGAGGUGAUCACAGGCUAUCUCUAUUACCUCUCCGAUGCUAUCGUCAAAACCUUUAAUAUCAAGAGUGGGGAAAAUGCCCCUGAACUCCUGAAAGUCAUCACAAAUCCCUUCACAAAACUCAUUGUCCAGCUGGAUAAAAAAGUCAUAAGUGAAAUUGCUACAGGAAAUGAGGCAGCACAAAACAGGAGCCUGAUAAAGACUUGGUGUAAAACAUUAAAAUAUGUGACAUUAAGCAACGUUACCGUUCCCUCACCAGAAAAUUGUACCUCUCCCAGCUUCUGCUGGACCAAUGGGAACACGACCUGGACCCUCAUGAACAUAACCUAUAAACAGAACAUUGCAAAAUGCAAACACACAUUUGUGGAUGUCAAUCUCUCAGAUGUGAGCAUUGGGCUCAUUCUUCUGACCCUCUCCUUGCUGGUCCUGUGCAUCUGUUUGAUCCUGAUUGUCAAGGUUCUGAACUCUAUGCUCAAGGGACAAAUUGCUGCAAUGAUUAAGAAGACCAUCAAUACAGAUUUUCCUUUUCCUUUUGCCUGGCUGACGGGCUACCUCGCCAUUCUUGUUGGAGCUGGAAUUACGUUUCUCGUGCAGAGCAGCUCUGUGUUCACGUCUGCCAUCACUCCUCUAGUUGGCAUCGGAGUGAUCAGCCUGGAGAGAGCGUACCCCCUGACCCUGGGCUCCAACAUCGGCACCACCACCACGGCCAUCCUGGCUGCUCUGGCCAGUUCUGGAAGCACUUUGGAAGAUUCCCUUCAGAUUGCCCUGUGCCAUUUCUUCUUCAACUUGUCUGGAGUUCUUCUGUGGUACCCAGUCCCGUUCAUGCGCCUGCCGAUCCGUCUUGCCAGGGGCCUGGGGAAUAUCACGGCCACCUACCGUUGGUUCGCCGUCUUCUACCUGAUCAUCUGCUUUUUCCUAGCCCCAGUGACAGUGCUUGGGCUUUCCCUGGCAGGUUGGACUGUGCUGGUGGGCGUAGGGGCACCCAUCCUAUUUCUGUUGCUGGUGAUCUUUGUGAUUUGUGUCCUCCAAGCCCGCUGCCCCCACGUUCUCCCUGACAUGCUGAAAACCUGGGAGUUCUUGCCCUUGUGGAUGCGCUCCCUUAAGCCCUGGGAUGGGCUGGUGUCCCUCCUGACAUGCAGCUGCUGCCGAUCCAACUGGUCCCAGAUGUUCAGCUGCUGCUGGUCAUGCUGCAGGCUGACCAGAUGCUGCAGGACAUGCAGGAAAUGUCCAGAAUUGGAUGAAGAUCAGGAAAAGAGAAAUAAAAUCCCCCUCCGGAGCCUCUGAGGGACAUAAGGAAACUGCAGUAACAAAUAUGGAAUUCCAAGCCAGGCAUCCAGACACAGGAGUAAAGCUAAAAAAACCAGGAAGCAUGGGGGGGAACCCUUGAGUUAUCCUGGCAGCUCAGAAGCCUUUGUUUCGGCUCUACAUGAGGAAGACCACUUUUUACAUUCAUUUUACCAAGUACAUACCUUUUUUCCCCUUUGAUUCCCACUCAUUCCCUCCCACCUAAUUCCAGCUAACUGGUCUUUCCCAACAAUUUCCCAUUUCCAAAGAAUAUGUAGGAAAGGGGCUCCUGGGCUGAGGAAGAACAAGCAGCCCAUUCCUAAA